UACCGUAACGUUGAACGGCUCAUUCGUUUAACCAGAGCCUAUCGUUGUUGUUGAUAGGAAGCUCGAGAGAAUUAGAGCCGAGUGUGUGUCGAGAAGUGUUGACUCCUCUGACGUUGCUAGAUAUUAAACUCGUACGUCGGUCGUUCGAAUCUUCAAACACGUUGGUGAAUCAUUAACGACUGCCUGUAAUAUCGGUGCUUGGAAAUCAUUGUGCUUAUUUCAUGGAAAAAUAGUUGAUUGUUACACAUACGUACAUUAUCCGAUCGAGCAAGAGUUUAUAUUCAACAUCGCGGAACAAGCAGCAUUUAUGACAAGAAAGUUUUAAAUUGAGGAAAAGGAGAAGAAGGAAGUAAGAAGUCACGUGAUAUUUCUUUAUCGAAAUCGAUCGGUGGAUAGUGGUUGAGAAAACGAAACGGUCAUAUUACAGUGGCGAAUGUUAUCAUCUGCAUUUGACACGUUUACGUUUGGACAAUAAAAUUUCCAAAUUGGACCCAUUUUCACUGUUAUUGUCAUUAUUAUAAUAUACGUGCAAUUACGUGUAAGUAACCGUUGUUACAAAUGACGCAACGUGUCCCGAGCGCCGGUUUUUACGACGUUGACACAGCCAUCGAGGAUCACAACUACACGAUGUUUUCGAUGUAUCCGCCGCCACCUUCUCCGCCUUUGAAUUCAAACGGGGCGAUUAUGUCGAAGACGUAUUUAAACAGCAGCACAUUUGAUCACUGGCAAUUGACCAAAGAAGAGAAAGCCAUGCUCGUAUCGCACGACGGUCUUCACAGCGGAGUACCGACAAGAACAACACCAACGCUGACACCUACAACGCUGCGCAGUAUAGAGCAGUUUUUCGAACUCCCAAGCGAGUCCGCAUCUCACAGCCGAGAGGCUGGAUUUGUACCGCCUUUGGUAGAACCUUCGCAGCCAACCCCGGCGCAAACUCAAAACCCGGGUCAUCAUCACAAUCAUAAUAACAACAACAACAACAACCUUAAUCAUCAACAAGUAAACCCCAACGGGCUGCUUGUUCCUGUUGUCGAUAAUCAACAACAGUCUCCGACUCGGACGAGUAACAACCAGUCGCCGAAUCAGCCGCAGCAGACCAGGCGCAACAUGGGCGGAAGGCGACCUACUAGGACUGUCGGUAUGAGUCCUGAAGAGGAGGAACGCAGACAGGUUAGACGUGAGAGGAACAAAAUGGCAGCAGCCAGGUGCCGUAAGCGGAGGAUGGAUCACACCAAUGCCCUUCUUGAGGAAACCGAGGGCUUGGAGCAAAAAAAGCAGAACCUACAGGACGAGAUAACGCAGCUCAGACAAGCCAAGGAUGAACUGGAGUUCAUAUUGGAAGCGCACAGGGCUGUUUGUCGUCUGAGAGCGACUUCGCCACCAGAUGUAAAGCCGGAUAUAAAGCCGAUCGAACUGCAACCUUCGCAGCAACAGCAACAUCAACAGCAACAGCAACAGCAACAGCAACAUCAACAUCAACAUCAACAACAACAGAGCAACAAUGAUUUUGCGGAGCCUAUUUCCAGGGCGGCCAUAGCGACCGGGAAGCCGAACAGACCGAAUUCCCUACCGAUAUUCAACGAGCCUAAGGAGAGACCCGACACCUUGCAAUUCAAGACUGUAGAAACACCGGCCUUUAUGAAAACCGUGCCCGAAGUUGCCGGCGUGCCGAUAACGACACCUUCCAGUGGCAUACCAUUCAAUUUUGAGUCGUUGAUGGAGGGAGGAACCGGACUUACGCCUGUUUCUACUCCCCUCAUUCCGUCAUGCUCUUCCCAACAGAGGAGCAACCUUUCCGCCGUCGAUCUCAGUUCGCCUGACGCCAAUCCACCAAAGUUGGUCAGCUUGUGACGCCAGGACGACGACGAUAACAACCAAAAUGACGAUCAGAUUGACGACGAGGAUUACACGUCGGAUUACGAUAACGACACCGAGUCACGAGAGGGUUGAUCAUUUUAUAAUAACGAAGAUUUACUCUUCCCGUGAUUUAAUUUUAUUUUAUCGUGUGUGUUUCUUUUUUUUUCCCCUUUUCUAUCUUUUCUGAGAGUAGAAUCGGAUUUUAAAUCGCGUUGCAAGUGUUGGUCUGAAAUAUAAUUCGGACAAUGAAAGAUUAAUGAAGAAGAAGAAGAAGGUUUAGGGAAAAGUCGAGGAGAACGAGGCUUACUUUUUAUCUCUGAUUUCGAUUUUUCAUAACGUGUCUUAGGAAUGAGAGAGAGGACUGAAGAUAUUAAGAAGCCGCUCAAAAAUCUUGGCUUAAAUUGUUACCCCCCCCCCCCAUUCGAUUUUUGUUUAAUAUACAUACGAUCGCAUGUAUUAUUUUCUCCGACAAAGAUAGAUUGAUAGAUAAAUAAAUGUCUAGAC
This is a messenger RNA of Neodiprion virginianus, 2361 nucleotides long. It is a transcript of the gene kay, whose product is annotated as transcription factor kayak. Lineage: Eukaryota; Metazoa; Arthropoda; Insecta; Hymenoptera; Diprionidae. The transcript is spliced from 3 exons. Gene Ontology annotation, molecular function: RNA polymerase II cis-regulatory region sequence-specific DNA binding; DNA-binding transcription factor activity, RNA polymerase II-specific. The coding region runs from base 559 to 1851 and encodes 430 amino acids. Gene Ontology annotation, cellular component: nucleus. Gene Ontology annotation, biological process: regulation of transcription by RNA polymerase II. The record is from RefSeq and is a predicted model, not a curated record.